Clupea harengus (Atlantic herring) is the source of this 1487-nucleotide messenger RNA. It is a transcript of the gene amdhd1, whose product is annotated as amidohydrolase domain containing 1. Gene Ontology annotation, cellular component: cytoplasm. NCBI's taxonomy places the organism in Eukaryota, Metazoa, Chordata, Actinopteri, Clupeiformes, Clupeidae. Gene Ontology annotation, molecular function: imidazolonepropionase activity. The transcript is spliced from 9 exons. The record is from RefSeq and is a predicted model, not a curated record. Bases 98 to 1405 code for a protein of 435 amino acids.
CAUCAGGGCCUCUCCAAAUAGCCAUCUUCCCCCUCUGUGUCUCUGUCCCUCUCUGACACACACCUCUCACUGCCUGUCCGUCGCCCAAACGUCCAACAUGUCCGACACGCCCGCUGACUUCAGACUGCUGGUGAAGAAUGCCAGUCAGAUCGUGGCGGUCUGCAAUGAGCUUCAGAAGUUUCUCCUUAAGGAUGGGAUGCAAAAUCUGGUCGUGAUCGAGAACGCAAGCCUGGUUAUUGGACAUGAUGGACUGGUGAAGGCAGUGGGCGGGACUAAGGAGAUUGACGAGCAGUUUAAGAGCUCCUCCUUUGAGAAGAUUCUGGACGUGUCAGGCCUGUGUGUCAUCCCUGGUCUGGUGGAUGCACACACACACCCCGUGUGGGCUGGAGACAGAGUCCAUGAGUUUGCCAUGAAGCUGGCGGGCGCCUCCUAUAUGGACGUGCACAGGGCCGGCGGCGGGAUCCACUUCACGGUGGAGGCGACGCGGUGCGCGUCCGAGGACGACCUGCAGGGGGCGCUGUGUGGGCGUCUGACGCGCAUGCUGAGGGCCGGGACCACGCUGGUGGAGUGUAAGAGCGGAUACGGGCUGGACACACACACCGAACUCACCAUGCUGCGUGCCAUACACCGCGCCCGACACACACUCCCCAUCGGCAUCUCAGCCACCUACUGUGGAGCGCACGCAGUGCCCAGAGGUAAGACACAGGAGGAGGCGCUGCGUGACGUGUUGGGGGAGCAGCUGCCGCGGCUGCAGGAGUGUGUGUUGCGGGGGGAGGUGUGUGUGGAGAACAUCGACGUGUUCUGUGAGAAGGGUGUGUUCGAGCUGGACGCCACGCGGCAGAUCCUCACCGCUGGACGCCACAUGGGCCUCAACAUCAACUUCCAUGGAGACGAACUCCACCCAAUGAAGGCGGCUGAGUUGGGGGCGGAGCUUGGAGCGCUAGCUGUCAGUCAUUUGGAGGAAGUGUCUGAUGAGGGUAUCGCUGCCAUGGCGACGGCAAAAACAGCAGCUGUGCUUCUUCCCAGCACUGCUUACAUCCUCAGGCUGAAGCAGCCGAGGGCACGGGACAUGCUGGACGCUGGAGUCAUCGUAGCACUGGGCAGCGACUUCAACCCCAACGCCUACUGCUGCUCAAUGCCUCUGGUGAUGCACCUGGCGUGUGUGAACAUGCAUCUAUCUCUGAAUGAAGCUCUGGCCGCGGCCACGAUCAACUCUGCCUACGCUUUAGGGGCCUCACACACACACGGGUCCCUGGAGCCCGGGAAGCAAGGAGACUUGCUCAUCAUCAAUGCUCCAAGGUGGGAGCAUCUGAUCUAUCAGCUGGGUGGCCAUCAGGAGCUCAUCAAACAUGUCAUCAUCAAAGGGCUCGUCACGUAUGACAACCAAGACACACUCGGCCUCUAACCACACACACACACACGUCAUUUACAGCAUCUACGACACAUACAACCUCUAAACACACAAACACACACACCUCACUUAAUAA